AUGAGGACUAUUCAGAUUUUGCCCAUUGUGUGCUUGUUGAGCACCACCGUCGUAGGCCAGAUGGAUGAUAACAUGGGCCCGGCUGCCUUUCUAUGGCCUUCCGAUAGAGCCUUUUCAGAAGCUAAUGACAAUACUGCACCAUGCGGGUCAGCCGCUGGUGUGUCGAAUCGAAUGGAUUUUCCAAUGAGCAACGGUGCGGUUGCUAUUGUUUUACAAGACGAGUCUUAUAAUAUAAAUUUAGCCGUCUCUUAUGAUAGCAAUCCAACCAGCGUCGACAACUUCACCACUCUCGUCUCCUCCAAGAGCUUUCCGGAGCUCGAUGCUGGUCACGAAUGCUACUCAGUUCCCAAUGCGCCCUCGAGCGUGUCUUCAGGCUCCAACGCGACAUUGCAGCUGAGCUACAUUUCCGAAGGCGAAACUGAUACCAACAAAACUUACUAUGUCUGCGCGGACAUCACUUAUGUGCCAUUAACAGACUUUACGACGGACAUUCCGUGCUUCAAUGUUUCCAUUGACAAUCCCACUGCAGUGACAAGUUCUCUAGCAGCUGGUGCGACGGCUACAUCUACCAGCUCUGCUUCAUCGUCGCCUUCGUCAUCAUCAACAGGUGAUGGUGGAAGUAAACUCUCUGGAGGUGCAAUUGCCGGUAUCGUGGUGGGAUCGGUAGUCGGCGGUUCUCUCAUCCUGGUUGCGUUGGCCUUCUUGUGGCGGCGCAGCCAGCAGAAAGCACGGCGAGACAAGAACGUUGCGUUGAAAAUGAAUGAGCUCACAAGUGUGCAUCGGUCGGAUCAUUCUGGAGAGAGGAAUUAA
This is a messenger RNA of Talaromyces rugulosus, 810 nucleotides long. RefSeq lists its product as uncharacterized. The transcript has 3 exons. Bases 1 to 810 code for a protein of 269 amino acids. The record is from RefSeq and is a predicted model, not a curated record. NCBI's taxonomy places the organism in Eukaryota, Fungi, Ascomycota, Eurotiomycetes, Eurotiales, Trichocomaceae.